AUGAAGGAUACGAUAAAUUAUAGAUUCGAGGAUAAUAAGGAUGAAAUGGUAAUUAUUGUGAAUGAACAAAAUGAGUUUUCAGAUUUGAAAACUCGAAAAGCUAUGAGAACGAACAAUUUAUGGCACAGAUCAACGGCAGUUUUUGUGUUCACCAAAUUAGAACAAGAGUAUUUUAUUUAUAUACAUAAAAGAUCUAAAAUAAAAGAUUACUGCCCUUCUUACUAUUCCAUUGGCUUUGGUGGGGUAGUUUCCAGUGAAGAAGAGUACCUUCAGAAUGCACUCAAAGAACUGGAGGAGGAAAGUGGAAUAGUAAAAAAACCUGAACAGCUAUUUUAUUUAGGCAUAUUAAAAUGUGACACGGGUUGUACCAGAUCUUUUGUCAGCUCUUACUUAACCUUUGUCAACCCGGACUUUCAAACAGUACCUCAAUUAAAUGAAGUCGAAUUUAUAACAAGAAUUUCGAUGAAUGACUUUGAGAAAUUUUUGGAACAAGAAAAAUUCACACUAACAAGUAUAUUCAUAUAUAACCAUUUCAAGGACAAAAUGACAAAAACCCACUUGGACGAAAUUUACGAAAAAAUUAACUAA
Plasmodium malariae is the source of this 588-nucleotide messenger RNA. Its product is annotated as nucleoside diphosphate hydrolase, putative. The transcript has 3 exons. The record is from RefSeq and is a predicted model, not a curated record. Gene Ontology annotation, cellular component: cytoplasm. Gene Ontology annotation, molecular function: isopentenyl-diphosphate delta-isomerase activity. The coding region runs from base 1 to 588 and encodes 195 amino acids. Gene Ontology annotation, biological process: isopentenyl diphosphate biosynthetic process. NCBI's taxonomy places the organism in Eukaryota, Apicomplexa, Aconoidasida, Haemosporida, Plasmodiidae.